AUGUGGGCACAUUUUCUGGUUGUUUUACUGUUGACCCGAUGUUUGUUUGGUUUCAGUCUCAAUCCAUCAGAUCCAAGGUCAGUUACCGCUCGUGUUUUUGACUCUCAACUAUCAGAUUUAUAUGAAUUCAUAGGUGAUGAUGAAGGUUUUGAUUUUUUAAAAGAAGACACAAAGAUAUUAGAUCCUGGUGCUAAUGAAUAUCAAGAAUCUGAAUUGAAGUUGUUGUUACAGAAAUAUGAUGAUCCAGUAGUAAGACAAGAACUUAAUGAGCUGUCAUUUGAAUCUCUAGAACAACAGCUUGAAGACUUGAAUGAUAAACUUGAAGCGCUAUAUCAAAAACUUUACAAUUUUGCAACUAUAUUGGUUACUUUGAGUGAUGAAGACAUACUUGAUAUGGCUGAUAAAUUAGAUCAAAAUCCAGAUUAUUAUGAGAAAGUUAUGAGUAAUGAUAUUGAUGCUCUAUCUCUUUUCGAAAAUUGGGAACCAAGAAAAUCAUAUGAAGAUGAUUACCAGGUCACUAUCUCGUCAUUAGACUCUAACUAUAAAGAAGUUUCUGGUGUAUUCAUAGAUGAGAAUGGUAAGAAGUAUUGGGAUCCAGAUGCUGAUUAUGAAUUAUUUUGA
Hansenula ciferrii is the source of this 621-nucleotide messenger RNA. RefSeq lists its product as uncharacterized. The record is from RefSeq and is a predicted model, not a curated record. The transcript has a single exon. Lineage: Eukaryota; Fungi; Ascomycota; Saccharomycetes; Phaffomycetales; Wickerhamomycetaceae. Bases 1 to 621 code for a protein of 206 amino acids.